AUGUGGAUCCUGCAGCGUUGCCAUGGCGUCGCCCAAGGACAGAGAGCACUGCUGGCUCUAAUAAGGGCGCAUCGCUACGAGACAUCGUGGCGGAGAGUAGAUGUAUUGUCGUUCCAUAGUGAUGGUGCUGUGAUAUUGUCGUCAGAUGGGCUGUUAAAUCGUAUCAAAGCUUGUGGAUUCGCCCGCAGCUCACGUCACUUUUCGUCUAAUGGUAGCAAUGGGAAUGAUGGAAAGGAUGACGCGGAAACCGAUCAAAAUGUCGAAAAGGAAGCAGAAAAGGACGGUAAUGAGCAUGGCAUGAAACCAUUUGGAGACGUGUUCUACGGUCACCCUAAUUUCAUUGUACAACUUAUUCGUGGUAACAAGGUAGAAAAGAAACGUAUGGGACGCAAUGCUACAGGAGGUAAGAUAAGACGUAUGCCAAUACCUAUAAAAGAUGGUGGGAGUCGCUCCAUCAGCAGAGAGAAACCAACGGAUGGGAGUACUGAGGAUUCUGAACAACCGGACGUCACCAUUGUCAAGGUUGAGGAAGUUAACGAAGGUGGUGAUACCCCUACGCUGAUCGCAAUCACAGAAGCACCAAAGGAUGCACAAGAGUCUAGUGCUGUCGUUGACAAUGGAGGUGACGCAUCUGAACAAAAGUCAUCAGUACCUGAGGAUGAUGGUAAUGCACCCGCGCAUAUCAAGCUGCCCAUAUUACACUUUCAUUCGACCAGUAGACUUCACGCACUACCGGCCUUGGCAAUGUUCCAGAAACCUGCUUUCCCUGGAUUCUACCAGGUACUACAAAUACAGAACCAAGCUGUGUUACAAUGCCUAUCUAACGUGAAGCAGAAUUCUGGAAACGAAUACGUGGGUGGUUUCCUUACAAAGACACAACAUACGCGAGAUUAUCAUAGCCCAGGUCUCCCCGUGCUUCGUGACGACGCCGGUGCAGUGCAAUCGUUAGAUGAAAUGCACGUAUACGGUACGCUGCUUCAGAUAAUCACGAUUACGCCACAUGUAUCUCACCAAGGAGGACAGGUAAUCCUAAUGCCCUACCGGCGCAUCAAGAUGACGGGUAUCCAUGCCGAACCCUCAGAUUCAUACCCUUUAUUUAGGGUAUCUAUCGAUUAUGUGGAGGAUGACCCUAAAAACUUCGAGGAUUCACGUGUAACUAAGGCAUUACACUUGGAGAUUAUAGCAACGGUCAAGGAACUAAUCAAGACCUCGAACUUCUAUAAGGAGCAUUUUGACCACAUCAUUCGCAUAUAUAACCUGGACAAUCCAUCUAGAAUUGCGGAUCUUAUCGCUGGUAUCUCAAUGGCUAAGCGUGAUCAGUUACAGGCUAUACUUGCUGAGGUGAACAUAGACAAGCGUCUGGCUAUGGUUCUUGAGGUAGCUAAGAACGACCUUGAAUUUGCCAAAGUACAAGCGGAAGUCAAGACCCAAAUAGAGGAAAAGAUGUCCCGGGAACAAAGGAAGUAUAUACUUACAGAACAGAUGAAGAUGAUCCGAAAGGAGUUAGGACUAGACAGUGAUGACAAGAGCACACUUAUCGAUUCAUUCGAGUCUGAAUAUGCACGUGUUGAGCAGCACAUGCCUAAGGAGGCCAGGGAUGGUUUUAAGAGUAGUUUGAGUCGUCUGAGGCAGCUUGAAUCAGCAAGUGCAGAAUAUGGAGUGUGUCGGUCACACCUGGAAUGGUUACUGGGUAUGCCUUGGGGAAAGUUCACCAAAGACUCCCGUGAUAUUCGCAAUGCGCAGCAGGUGCUAGAUAAACACCACUAUGGUCUUAAAGAUGUCAAAACGAGGCUAAUGGAGUACAUGGCAACAUCAAUAUUAAAGGGCAAAGCUACAGGGAAGAUAAUAUGUCUAUCAGGUCCACCUGGUGUGGGUAAGACAUCGAUAGCAACUGCUGUUGCUGAGCUGCUAGGAAGGAAGUUGUACCGUUUUUCUUUAGGUGGUUUGUUUGAUGUAGCUGAGUUACGUGGACACCGACGUACGUAUGUUGGUGCGUUGCCGGGUAAGUUCGUUCAGGCCCUGAAAUACACGGGCACGAUGAACCCGCUCAUAGUACUGGAUGAGAUCGAUAAAUUAGGUCGUGAUGCUCGUGGAGAUCCAGCUUCAGCGCUUUUAGAGGUUUUGGAUCCUUCCCAGAAUGAAUUUUUCAGGGAUUACUAUCUCGAUAUACCGGUAGACCUAUCACAUGUCCUAUUCAUUUGCACGGCGAAUGCAGUUGAUACAAUUCCCACGCCGCUCGUGGACCGUAUGGAGAUCAUAAACAUACCUGGCUAUCUGCCCGAAGAGAAAUUGCAGAUUGCGAAGAAUUACCUCAUACCUCAGACACUGAAAUCGACGGGUCUUAAGCCGGAUGUCGUGGAGCUCCCCGAUCCUACUAUAAAGGCCAUUAUAGAGCACUAUUCUAGAGAGGCUGGUGUGCGAAGCUUACUGAGGUGUAUAGAAAAGAUAUACCGUAAGGUUGCGCUUACGAUAGUUAUGGACAACGCCGAUAAGAUCCCAGAAUCUGAUAGCGAUGUGCCACCAGUUAUUGUAUUAGGACCGGGCGAAGAUUCAAAUAACACAGAUGGUGAAGGUGUUGUAUCUACAGCUGCUCCCAGUGACUGUGGAGAUGGGCAAAAUGUUAACUCAAAGGAGUCUACACUUUGCGAUAUGUUGACUGGAAUACCCCCAGUAGUAAUAGAAGAGAGCAAGCUUCAGACCUACCUUGGUGUUCCUAUAUAUACUAAGGAUGCUUUACAUCCCUACCCGUUGCCAUACGGGGUAGUGAUGGGCCUUGCAUGGACAAACGCUGGCGGUGCCACCAUGUAUGUCGAGGCUCGUGGUCAGAUGGUAGAUAAGCGUGGUAACAUUGUGGAGCCCAACCGUAUGUCUGCGUCUGAGAUCAGUACAAAGUCUGAAACUGUUGAAGAUAGUGCGGAGGACGAAGGAAGUUUCGGAUCAUUCCAUGGUACUAUGAAAGUAACGGGUCAUCUUGGAAACGUUAUGACUGAAAGUUCACAGAUUGCGCUUACGUUUUGUAAAAGUUUCAUACGCAAGCAUCAACCUCGUAACUUGUUCCUGGAUGAGGCUCACAUCCAUAUCCACGUACCUGAGGGUGCUACGCCAAAGGACGGCCCCAGCGGUGGUAUUACCAUGGCGUCGGCGCUUAUCUCAGCAGCUGCUAAGAAACGUAUCAAGCCACAUCUUGCUAUGACCGGUGAAUUGACUUUAUCAGGCAAGGUGUUGCGUGUUGGAGGUAUCAAGGAGAAACUGAUUGCUGCGAUUCGUGAGGGUGUGACCACUGUGGUAUUGCCCAAGUCCAAUGAGCCGGACGUUUCAGAGCUUGAAGAGAGCAUAACCAGCAAGCUGAACGUUGUGUAUGUUGAUACCUACGAUGAUGUUUACGCCGCUGUUUUCCAGCACGAAUAA
This is a messenger RNA of Babesia sp. Xinjiang, 3408 nucleotides long. Its product is annotated as putative protease. NCBI's taxonomy places the organism in Eukaryota, Apicomplexa, Aconoidasida, Piroplasmida, Babesiidae. The transcript has a single exon. Bases 1 to 3408 code for a protein of 1135 amino acids. Gene Ontology annotation, cellular component: mitochondrial matrix. Gene Ontology annotation, molecular function: ATP hydrolysis activity; serine-type endopeptidase activity; single-stranded DNA binding. Gene Ontology annotation, biological process: mitochondrion organization; proteolysis; protein catabolic process. The record is from RefSeq and is a predicted model, not a curated record.